Solanum stenotomum is the source of this 522-nucleotide messenger RNA. Its product is annotated as pentatricopeptide repeat-containing protein At2g17670-like. Lineage: Eukaryota; Viridiplantae; Streptophyta; Magnoliopsida; Solanales; Solanaceae. The transcript has a single exon. Gene Ontology annotation, molecular function: protein binding. The record is from RefSeq and is a predicted model, not a curated record. The coding region runs from base 1 to 522 and encodes 173 amino acids.
AUGCAGGAGGAAGGAGUAAAGCCUGACCUUGUGACAUAUAAUACAUUGAUAUAUGGAUUGUCUAAGUCGGGAAGGGUUAAAGAUGCUAAGAAGUUUUUGAAUGUUAUGAUGGAGGAAGGCCAUGUUCCAGAUGCAGUCACGUAUACUUCGUUAAUGAAUGGGAUGUGUAGAGAAGCAGAUCCAUUAGGGGCAGUGGCUUUGUUGGAGAAAAUGGAAGCACGGGGCUGUGCUCCUAAUUCGUGUACAUAUAAUACAUUGCUUCAUGGGUUAUGUAAGGGAAGAUUGUUGGAUAAGGGAAUGAAACUGUAUGAUGUUAUGAAGCAGAAUAGUACGAAGCUUGAAACAGGAUCUUAUGGAACUUUUCUCAGAGCACUCUGUCGGAAUGGCAGAGUAGCAGAAGCUUAUGACGUUUUUGAUUAUGCAAUAGAGAGCAAGAGUUUGACUGAUGUUGCUGCGUACACAACAUUGGAGAGUACUUUGAAGUGGCUUAAGAAGGCUAGAGAGCAGGGACUUGUCAUUUGA